Molecule: messenger RNA, 850 nt
Organism: Sinocyclocheilus rhinocerous
Lineage: Eukaryota; Metazoa; Chordata; Actinopteri; Cypriniformes; Cyprinidae
Exons: 5
Biological process (GO): T cell receptor signaling pathway; regulation of cytokine production
Cellular component (GO): external side of plasma membrane
Molecular function (GO): signaling receptor binding
Source: RefSeq, a predicted model, not a curated record
AUGGCUGAAGAAAUUAGGCAAGUCAUUUCUCUUUUUUCCUCUUCUUCAGCGUUGUCUCUGGUUUGCUUAUCUGACAUUGUAUUUUGUGGUCCUGGAGAUGAUGUUGUUCUGUCAUGUCAUAUUGAGCCAGCUGUCAGUGCUGCUUCAAUGGAGAUCAAAUGGUGGAAUAAGGCUGAUCUGGUCUGUCAUUAUAAGGAUGGACAGAUGAUAAAGAUCUAUGAGGGUCGAGUGAGUCUUUCACUUGAAGAUCUCCACAAUGGAAAUGUGUUUUUGUCUCUCAGAGAUGUCAGAAAUUCACAGAGAGGCCCCUAUAUUUGUGAGGUCAUCCAUGAAUAUAACACGAUAAAGGAAUUAAUUUUUCUCCAUAUCAGAUCUGAAGACUUUAGUCUUGUGGUUCCUACUCGCUCUGUAUCUGCUGAUCCUGGAUCAGACGUCAUCUUACCUGCUUAUCUCUCACCUGAAAUCAGUGCUGUGUCCAUGGACAUCAGAUGGUUUAAAGGGACAGAGCUCAUUUAUCAUUAUAACCACAGGCAAGAUAUAACAAACCGUGACUAUGAGAACCGAGUGAGUCUGUCCACCCAGGAACUGGAGAGAGGAAAUCUUUCACUCACUUUGAGAAAUGUUCAAUCAUCAGAUUCAGGAGUCAAUACAUGCACAGUCUUUCAUGAUGGAUAUGAGAAGACAGGAACAGUUUACUUGCAAGUGACAGAGCUUCGGCAAAGUACGGAAAAAAGGAAACAUAAGCAUCUGCUUGACCGUCAUGAAAUGAAGAGGAGAUAUCAAGUGCGGAAAAUAUACAGGAAAUGGAAAGAGUCAUGGGAGCAGGAGAGACUUUCCUUACACACUUCUG